Molecule: messenger RNA, 1034 nt
Organism: Argentina anserina (silverweed cinquefoil)
Lineage: Eukaryota; Viridiplantae; Streptophyta; Magnoliopsida; Rosales; Rosaceae
Product: bidirectional sugar transporter SWEET17
Exons: 6
Coding region: 99-800 (233 amino acids)
Biological process (GO): carbohydrate transport
Cellular component (GO): membrane
Molecular function (GO): sugar transmembrane transporter activity
Source: RefSeq, a predicted model, not a curated record
UCUCUCUCUCUCUCUCUCUCUCUCUCUCUCUCUCUCUGUGGGGAAGCAAGCAGGAACGAGAUCGGAGUAACGACUACCUCCGUAUUGUUUCUUCCAAUAUGGCAACUUUGAGUUCCUAUAUCGGAGUUAUUGGCAACCUCAUCUCAGUUCUAAUGUUCCUUGCUCCUGUCUAUACAUUUUCAAGAAUCAUAAAGAAUCGUUCGACAGAAGAGUUCGAGAGUCUUCCCUACGUCUGCACAUUCCUCAACUGCUUCCUUUGGACUUACUACGGAAUUAUAAAGCCGGGAGCUUAUCUUGUAUCCACCAUCAAUGGCUUCGGCCUUCUUGUCGAGAUCGUCUACAUCUCUUUGUUUCUCACAUACGCCACAGCAAACAAGAGGGCGAAUACGGUGAUGUGGAUUGGUAUACUGGAUGUGGGUUGUCCAGCAGCGGCCAUUCUAGUGACUUGGCUGGCGUUAAAGGGAGAUGUACGUAUUAACGCAAUAGGGUUCUUGGGUGCUGGCCUCAAUAUCAUCAUGUACGCCUCACCUCUAUCUGCAAUGAAAACUGUGGUGACAACUAAGAGUGUGGAAUACAUGCCAUUCUGGCUAUCAUUCUUCUUCUUCCUCAACGGAGGGGUCUGGCUCUUUUAUGCUUGGCUUCAACAAGAUUAUUUUCUUGGGGUGCCAAAUGGGAUGGGCUUUUUACUCGGAGCGGUGCAGCUCAUUCUGUAUUGGAUUUACACAAAACCUGCAGCCAAGAAAGAAGACAAAAGCUUAUCAAGUGCACUACUGGUGGAAGAUGGAAGAGAACAUGCAUAAACAUCGUAUCUCAUCGAUCAGCUAGCUUCUUCUACUUAAUCCAUCAGCUCUUUAAUACAUACACAUUAUGCAUUUUAGACGCCCGUUUUGAAGUUAGAAAUGUACAUUAGCUUAUAUGAGCGUUCAUCGAUCUGAGAGCCCAUUAAGUACAUAUAUAGGGUGUUUUGGGGAUUGACAUAUAGCCAGUGCCUGUGAUUUUGAUUUCAAUUGAAUGAUAUUAUGGUGUUCCUUCUA